Gracilinanus agilis (Agile Gracile Mouse Opossum) is the source of this 2577-nucleotide messenger RNA. RefSeq names its product GrpE like 1, mitochondrial (gene GRPEL1). The transcript has 4 exons. Bases 41 to 694 code for a protein of 217 amino acids. Gene Ontology annotation, cellular component: PAM complex, Tim23 associated import motor. Gene Ontology annotation, biological process: protein import into mitochondrial matrix; protein folding. Gene Ontology annotation, molecular function: adenyl-nucleotide exchange factor activity; protein-folding chaperone binding; protein homodimerization activity. The record is from RefSeq and is a predicted model, not a curated record. Lineage: Eukaryota; Metazoa; Chordata; Mammalia; Didelphimorphia; Didelphidae.
CGUGCUCAGUGUCGGGGUUACGCUGAACUGAGGGGUGGCCAUGGCGGCACAGUGCUCAGGUUUGGUGCGACGGACUCUUCCAGCCAUAGCUCUCUCGCUCCGAACCUCUUCUAGACGGCUCUGUACAGCAACAAAACAGAAAAAUAAUGGCCAGAACUUAGAAGAGGAUUCCAGUCAAAAUGAACAGAAGAUAGACAGUACCGCUACAGAGAAGACACUAAUUGAAGAGAAGGUCAAAUUAGAAGAACAGCUGAAAGAAACUUUGGAGAAAUAUAAGCGAGCCUUAGCAGAUACAGAGAACUUGAGGCUACGGAGCCAAAAAUUGGUAGAAGAGGCAAAAUUAUAUGGCAUUCAAGGUUUCUGUAAGGAUUUAUUAGAAGUUGCUGACAUUUUGGAAAAAGCUACAGAAAGUGUACCAAAAGAUGAAAUAAAGGAAGAAAACCCUCAUUUGAAGAACCUAUAUGAGGGUCUUGUUAUGACUGAAGUCCAGAUUCAAAAAGUGUUCAAAAAGCAUGGUUUGCUCAAAUUAAAUCCUCUUGGUGACAAAUUUGAUCCCUAUGAACAUGAAGCCUUGUUCCAUACUCCAAUAGAGGGGAAGGAGCCUGGCACUGUUGCACUAGUAAACAAAGUUGGGUAUAAGCUACACGGGCGAACCUUGAGACCUGCUUUGGUGGGUGUUGUUAAAGAACCUUAGCAACUCAUUUCUCCCCUCCACUCAAAUGCCAUUCAGCUAUUAAACGGAUACUUUUCUCCUUCACUUUUCACAUUUCCCCGCCCUUCGUGGAAGACUUAAAGUAACCAGUGGCUCAAUAGAAAAAUCAGCCAGUCUCAAAGUUGCAUUAUUUAAUGAACUGAAUAAUUUGGAAGGUCUACAAAUUGAUUUUAGUAUUGUAUACUUAAAGAACAGAGCCUCUGAGGCACUAUUGUACCUGUAUAGUAUCUUGAAUAAUGUUUUAUUAUCUCUUAAAAACCCUGGCUACUUAAAAGGUGUGUUCAAAGAAUAAAAUGUCUCCAGGAAUUGUACAAUGUGACUGUCCAGACAGAUUUAUGAGUUUGGUAUCGGGUUUUUUUUUUAAACCGUUUUUUCCUCCUGGAAUUUUUUCUUUUCUACUAUGAGAAAAGCUCUUUGAAAUUUACAAAGUUUUUCUUGGGAUACAUUGGUAUGUUUACAGUGCUGUUUAUUCUGAACCAUUAUGUGAACUUCAAAAAGGAACUAUUUAAAUAGUAUCCAGGUACUAUAUAUAAUCCAGUGACCACUACAAAUUUCCCCAAGAUUUGAAUUUUAUUUCAGUUUAGUAGUCCUUUUCAUUUUUUACCGCUAUCAUUUUCUCAGUUAAGUAAUUUGAUUUGGCUCUCAAAAUCUGGGAAAAUGGUUGCAGCUUUUUGGAGUGUUAUUUUUAAAAGUAGAAGUAUGUUGAAAUCAGUGUCUGAAAUAGUCUCAACAAAUGUAUUUAAUUUUACAUUCCUUAGUAAGCUCUACUUUCCCAGAGUUUAGGAACUAAGUGCUGGGUGUGCUUUUUAAAACACUGUUUGGAUUUAUUAUUUAAAAGAAUUAAAGCCCUAAUUUGUGCUAUUUUCCCUAUUUUCUGGCUUUCAUUUUCUAUUUCUUAGGUUGUGUUCUUCCAAUAGCAAUGACCCUCAUUAUUAGCCUCUUGACAUUUCAAAACUUAAAGGUCUAAAAUCAUGUAAUAUUGAACUCUUAGCUUUUUUACAUACCCAUUUUAAUUGCUGUACCAAUGAUACAGACUUUCUUUUCAGUUAUCUUCAGCAAAUAUCAUGCAUCUACCGUUUAUAUUAUCCUCAGGGGAUAAAGAUGAAGAAGGAAAAUCCCUGGUUUCAGACUUGACAGUUCUAGAUAUAGCAACUCUACCAUGUAUUGUUUUGUGCAUAUGAGCAGAAGAUAUCUAAAAUGGUAUAGGGAAGUUUCAUUUACAAACACUUUGAGCUGGAAUGUUUCAGAGAACACUACAUAAUGUAUGUAGGUAAGGAGAUGGCCCUUGAGUGAAAUCUUGAAGAGUAGACAUUAAUAUUCCCUAGAAAUGUGUGCUGAUGUUCCACCCAUGAGAGAGGGCUUGAAUGAACAUGCAGAAAGAAGAUAAAAUGAAAACACGGAAUGGCUAGUUUUUUGCCUGGAAGACACAGUACAUGAAGAGGAAUAGUAGUAAAUCCAACUGGGAAAGUAGAUAAAUGACCUUUAAAUACAUAAAGAGUUAUGUUUGACAUUCAGAUGAGUAUUGUGUUAAUGGCCCAAUGAGAGAGGGGUCAGUGAGUUGAGUCUCUCCACCCUUCCCUUAAGGUGCCACUAAUACUAGAACAAACUAAGGGGGGCGGGGGGUUCUCUGGAUUGGUGGACUUGUAAAGAACGAGUGCCAGGUUUUCAGAGGUCAGAAGGAAGGCUACCACAAAUGUUGAGGUAUGUGGAGGCCCUGUCAGGAUCGUCCCAGAACCUCAGUCAACUAAAGCCUUUCCCCCUAGCCAACUGGCAACUGCAAGGGGUCUGGCUCUGAUGGUUUCAAACAAGCAAUUCUUCACAGCCCCUCUUCCCUUCAUUGUCUGUGAAUAAAAUCUGGAACUUGC